Triticum turgidum subsp. durum (durum wheat) is the source of this 1215-nucleotide messenger RNA. Lineage: Eukaryota; Viridiplantae; Streptophyta; Magnoliopsida; Poales; Poaceae. The record is from the annotation of a GenBank genome assembly.
AUGGAAUCGUUCAGCCUCCUCAAGUACCUGCGCGGCGGAGCGGUCGCCGGCAACCAGCGCGCGCCCGUCGCGGCCACGACCAUAGCCGCGUCAGCGUGCGAAGACGGCAGCGAAGGAGGCGCUGGCGGUGGCGGCGGGGACGUUGUCGAGGACGACGCGGCCUUCUUCGACCUCGAGUUCGCGGUGCCGGGCGACGAGAGCGCCGCGUCGGACGCGGAGGAAGAGAGGGUCGAGUUCAACUUCUCCGUCGCCGGCGACGCCGCGUCCGGCGGCGAGGUGGUCGCCGUCGAACCGGUGGUGCCGGUGAGUGAGACUGAGAACGGCGUCGGGAAGGAGGCGGAGCCUGCUGCGACGGCAGAAGCCCCGGCGGCGUCGUUCCUCCGGCCGGCGACCAAGUUCCGCGUGCUGCUGCUUAAGCUGAGGAAGCCGAAGGCCCCCGUUCCGGCGGAGGGCAACGCCGGUGGUGCUGGCGGCGGCGGCGGCGGUUCCCCGGCGCCCAAGACGAACCGCUUCCUGAUCAAGUUCCGGGUGGACGACGCACCGUUUGUGUCGCUCUUCACGCGUGACAACAGCUCUCGCACCUCCGACGCCGGCGCUGGCACCGGCGCGGCCAGGCCGGCAGUGCAGGCACCUCAGCCUUCCGACGCGGUGGCGAUCACCGCCGAGGAGCGGCGCUUCGCCAAGGAGGUUAUGCUCAAGUACCUGAACAAAAUCAAGCCCCUGUACGUCAAGGUCUCCCGCCGCUACGGCGAGCGCCUACGGUUCGCCGGCGCGAGCGAGGGCGAGGAGACGGACGCCGAGCCCGAACCCUCGCCGUCUCCUUCCGCGACACCCUCCCCCGCCCCCUCCCAGUCUCGUGCCGCGCCAGCCCCGCCUCCACAGCCCGUCGUCGUCGCGUGCGGCGUGCGCGCUCCGCGCGCCAGCGUGCCCGCCGGCCUGAAGCAGGCGUGCAAGCGCCUCGGCAAGAGCCGGUCCGCGUCCUCCGCCGUGGCGGCCGCGCCGUCGCCGUCAGCCACACCACCGACCCCCGCGCAGCCGCAGCGCCGCGACGACUCGCUGCUGCAGCUGCAGGACGGCAUCCAGGGCGCCAUUGCGCACUGCAAGCGCUCCUUCAACGCGUCCAAAGUAGGGUCCGAGUCGCCGCUGCUGAGGUCCAUGACGGAGCCGAAGGCCGACGGCGCGGCCGACACCAAGGACGGCGUCGACGGCGCGUGA